Molecule: messenger RNA, 1540 nt
Organism: Effrenium voratum
Lineage: Eukaryota; Dinophyceae; Suessiales; Symbiodiniaceae
Source: the annotation of a GenBank genome assembly
GAAGUGCUACAUGGCUGUGUUCAGCACGCAGCGCAUUCUUGACGAUUGCCACUCCGACCAUGACAUUGAGGUGGCCUUGGACAUCCCCGCCAUGAUCUGCAAUCUGAAGGACCAGGAUGCGCCUGAACUCUUUAAUGAGGUCAACUUUGUCUCCUUUAUGACUGUGAUGCCGGGCGACUUAGUGUACAUUCCGCCUGGGUCGCUGGUCCUGAGCAAGACUUGCGCAACGCCAAGCACGUUUCUCCGUGCGCAAAUGUUCAAUGCUUUGUGCCCUGCAAAUGUGGCAUUUGACUUCUGGCAGAAACUCAUGCAGCCAGACAGGGUUUCCUUUUUGGCGGAGUUGCUGAAGCUGCAGAAGCCUUGGUCUGCUGAUGAUGUCGGAUCUGGGCCACUGAACAAGGUCAAGACGGAGUCUGCGGCCGCGCAUGCAGCCAACGAUGACAGCAACGUGCCCGGGCCUCCUGCUGAUGCUGAUGUGGAGGCUGCUGAGGAGGUGGCCCCAAAGGAAGCGACCGAGCAGACCAAGCCGGAGUCCACACAGCCCACGCCAGAGCCAGCUCCAAAGCCUGCUGCUGCCGCUGCCGCCAAUCAGGAGCAGCCUAGCCAGCCUGAUCAGGCUCCUGGCGAGGCUGACGCCGCGAUGCUUAUACUGGAGGCUGCCGAGACCAAGCCUGCCCCAGAGGCCCCAGAGGCCUCAGAAAGGACUGCUUCCGCGCCAAUGCCCAUGGCGACAGAGGCUGCUGAGACCAAGUCUGCAGAGGAUGUUGCCCUGGAGUCAGAGAAGACUGCUUCCGCGGCGCUGCCCACGCCGGAACCUGCCCAGUUUGUGGAGGAGGCUGCCGAGACCAAGUCUGCCCCGGAGUCCGAGAAGACUGCUUGCGCGGCGGCUGAGACCAAGUCUGCAGAGGAGGUCGCCCCCGCCCCGGAGUCCGAGAAGACUGAUUCCGCGAUGCCCACACAGCCAGAAAAUGCUGAGACCAAGUCUGCAGAGGAGGUCGCCCCGGAGUCCGAGAAGACUGCUUCCGCGGCGAUGCCCACACCGCCAGAGGCUGCUGAGGAGGUUGCCCCGGAGUCCGAGAAGACUGCUUCCGCGGCAAUGCCCGCACCGGAGCCGGAGGCUGCCCAGUUUGCAGAGGAGGCUGCCCCGGAGUCGGAGGCUGCCAAGACCAAGUCUGCCCCGGAGUCAGAGAAGACAGCGUCCGCGGCGAUGCCCACACCGGAGGCUGCAGAGGAGUUUGCCCCGGCCCCAAGUGCCCCAGAGUCAGAGAAGGCAAUGGCCACGCCGCCGCCGGAGGCUGCCGAGACCAAGCCUGCUGCAAACCCAGAGGCUGCUUCCGCGAUGGAUAGUGAGGAUCUCGACAUGGCCCUGGGUGCGCUCAUGGAAGCCGAAGCAGCCACAGACUGCGGCGCGAAGGUGGCGCCAACGCUGGAGACGCGUGACGUGGACGUGGACAAGGCCAAGACCAAGUCCAAGGCGAAGGGGGCCAAGGCCAAGGACGGGCUUUUUGGGCCCAGCAGCAUGGCACAGAACAGAUUCUAA